This is a messenger RNA of Aspergillus pseudotamarii, 4017 nucleotides long. RefSeq lists its product as uncharacterized. The record is from RefSeq and is a predicted model, not a curated record. Gene Ontology annotation, biological process: endoplasmic reticulum to Golgi vesicle-mediated transport; mitotic spindle assembly checkpoint signaling; ribosome biogenesis. NCBI's taxonomy places the organism in Eukaryota, Fungi, Ascomycota, Eurotiomycetes, Eurotiales, Aspergillaceae. Gene Ontology annotation, molecular function: protein binding. The transcript is spliced from 5 exons. Gene Ontology annotation, cellular component: RZZ complex. The coding region runs from base 1 to 4017 and encodes 1338 amino acids.
AUGGCCCACAAGGCAUCGGAGCAGGAGAUAAGCCAGUCAGUGCUUGGUUUUGUAACGGAAGGCAUCUACCCAACAUCUGAGAAUGUCAUUGUCGCGGAGUUUCCAGUAUCUGCUCUCGCAAAAGAGUUAGAGCUUAUAUCAAAGGCAAGGGAGGAAGUGGAGGCGGAGAUCACUGCACUGAGCCGAGACAAUGACUUCGAUGCCGAUGGGUGGAUUUCGCAAGCAAAACAGCUUCAUGUUGACAUUGAGCGAUCUCGUGUCACUGCGAGGGAGAUUGUCGCGCAGCAUGAAAAUACAAACCCUUUACAAUUGAAGGUUGAAGAUGCCGCUGCCAAGUUCCAAUUGGUUGAAACCGAAAUCGCAUUCAACCAAGCUGUAACGUACACACUUGAAGAGGUACAACGACUAUGUCAGCGACUCGAUGCUGGGCGGGACAUCCUCGGAGAGGGUCAAGUCAUGGACGCAAUCAAAACAUUAGAAGCGACCGAGCAAGCCAUUAAAAAAGACAAUCUCUUUUCAAACACAACUGUCAUGCAUGUAUUAUUAGGAAAUGUCAGCGAACUGCGGAGGGAAAUUGCGGAGUACCUCCGUGGUCGCUGGAGGAAGCAGUUGAACGUUGACAGAAAGGCGAGUGUUUUGACACUUUUGAAUGACAAUGGUAAGCAAUUCUCCCAGACCUGGAUCUGGAAACUUUUAUUGAACAAAACAGGGUAUCCAUUGGAAGAAACUAUCGCGGCUCUGGUCCACCUUGAUAUGCUCGCGUUGUGCAAAAAUAAGUUCGAGAAGGACUUAAUUGCCACCCUUUUCGAGCCUAUUCUACUGCCCGGAAUUGAAGGACAAAGCCGUGGCGUCCAGGUCGGAGAGGCAUCAAUUCGAGUAGAAUCCCAACCAUCGAAGGCAUCAGUGCCUGAGGUUUUGGACCGCCUCGCCACAGUCUUGGGCUUCCUACGCCAACACCUUCCAGCAACAAUCUCGGACUCAUUUUCGAGUUCCCUCAUCCCAACACUCUCGUCGAAGGUCAUCUCCUACUGGCUGUCUUCUGCCAUACCCACAGAGCUUGAAGGUCUGAGUAUGUUCGAAAAUAUCUUGAACCAUGUUUUAAAGUUCACAAAUACGAUCGAAACAUUCGGGUGGCGGGGGUAUGAGGAACUUGUUUCUUGGGUCAAUCAGGCCCCUCGUUUAUGGCUCACUAGGCGUCGAGUGGAUUCACUGGACCAAGUUCGCAAAGUCCUGGCCGUGAGCCAAGGUACCACGAAGCAGGUAGAACGUGUCGAAAAAGAGGAGGUUUCUGGUAAGGAUGAGGUUCUACUGGAGAAUACGACUGAUGAUUGGGAUGCUGGCUGGGAUGACGACAACGAACAUGAGACCACAGCGAAGCAUUCUGGAAAUAAAGAAGACGAAGAGGAUGUCAGCGCAUGGGGUCUGGAUGAUGAUACCGAAGAGAACACAACUGAAACAAAACCUGAUUUACCUGCUGAAGAUGACGCUGCCGAUGCGUGGGGCUGGGGAGACGAAGAUGAGGAAGAGCAACUCGAUGGCGCACAGGUUAAAAGUACAAAUGUGGGCAAAUCUGUCAACGGGAAAGAUUCAUCACAUCAUACCUCUCCACGGGAGGUCACACUGAAAGAGCAGUACACCGUAACCGACAUACCCGAUUCUAUCCUCAAAAUCAUUCAGCAGCAAAUCGAAGACUCUGAAGCUAUAUCCCAGCCAACACAUUCCCACUCCCGCGUUGUUUCCUCUGGUGCAGGCUUACUUGCGCUUCCGACCUUGAUACUCGCCAUGUUCAAGGCCACGGCGUCAUCGUUCUACGGUCUUAAACUCAACUCAGGGCAAAUGUACCUAUACAAUGACAGCUUGUAUCUUGCUGACAAAGUGCGCAAUCUUUCAGAGGAACAUCAGCUCUCCAGGCUCCAUGCUGAUAUCGAUGCGCUCGAGAAGUGCGGCAAAUUCGCUUACAGCAAAGAGAUGCAAACGCAGCGCACCAUUGUCACAGACCUGCUGGACGGUGCACAAGGCUUUAGCCAAUGUUCUGAGCAACCAUUCCUGGGAGAAUGUGAAAAUGCCGUCAGUGCAACUGUUGACAGAAUCCAUGACGUCUACAAGGAAUGGCAACCAAUCCUGUCACAUUCCGCACUACUUCAGUCUGUUGGUUCUCUGGUUUCGACAGUUAUCAACAAGAUCAUCAUCGAGAUUGAAGAAUUAGGUGAUAUAUCGGAGGCUCAGUCCCAACAGCUUGUAAUAUUCUGCAACCAAGUCUCUAAGCUGGAAGAUCUGUUCAUGCCAGAGACAGCGGAUGAUCAUGCACGUGUACCGAUGACCGCUGUCUACGUGCGACACUGGCUGAAAUUCCAGUAUCUUAUCAACAUAUUGGAAAGUUCGUUGGCCGACAUUAAGUUCCUCUGGCAAGAAGGCGAACUACGUUUAGAAUUCUCGGCUGAUGAAGUGGUUGAUCUUAUCAAGGCUCUUUUCGCUGAGUCUGACUACAGGCGGAAGGCAAUUGCAGAGAUUCGACGAAAUCUCCAGUUCCAUUUGUGCUUUUACGGUCCCAAAAUGAGCGAGGGCACAAAUCCCACUUCGGCUGCGGCCUCUGCGCAGAGGCAGGUUCGUGUGCAGCUCACUAGCAAACAAGAAGACAUUGCACUACCUGAGAAUACCGGCCCGAUUCUCGUUCCCACAGGUCUUCGAAGAUAUGCACUCUCGACGUUGGUGAACAAUCUCCUUGGCAAUGAUAAGCCAAUUCCAUUCGAAUUUUUGAUCAACGGGUCUUUCCUCCGAACUUCGAUCGAUGAAUACCUGACUGCCAAUGGUAUCUCUGCGGAAACUACUCUAGAAAUCGAAUAUGUGAGAGCCUUGAUUCCACCUCUGCAUAUUGCAUCGUUUGAGCAUGACGACUGGGUAAGCUCGGUUGAUGUGCUUUCCACGACCUCGCCCGCCGCUUCUUUGGCCUCUGCAACAAUUGCUGCGGGUCAAGAAAGGAUCCUCUCUGGCAGCUAUGAUGGUCUGCUUCGAGUGUGGAAUAUGUCGUCUCAGAUAGUUGCAACCUCUCCAUCUGCCGCUGAUGGUGGUCAUACCGCCUCUAUCAAAGCCGCCAAGUUCAUUUCCCCAAAUUCGAUUGUUUCCGCAGGUCUCGACCGAACAGUGCGUCUGUGGAAGUAUUCUGAGGAUGGGGAUGGUUUCUCGGGCAAUAUAGUGCCUCAGCUCGAGUUGUAUGGGCAUGAGGGUCCUAUCAACUCAUUGUCUGUACAUGCGCCUUCGAAUCGCAUACUUUCCGCCUCGUCAGACCACAGCAUAGGCUUCUGGUCAACCAAGAAAUCAGAUGCACCAGCCGCUCCAGAGGAUCUAUUGCCAUCUGCUGCCUUGAGGAGCUCCAAGAGGAGAAAGCUGAAUUCGUCUGUGACCACCCCGCAACGUGGAUCCCUGGCACUCUUGUCUUCCCACACUGCGCCUGUGUCGGCUGCGAUCUUCGACUCUAAUGAUUCUACUGUCGGUUAUUCAGCUUCUUGGGACCAUUCUCUGCGUACAUGGGAUCUUGUGACUGCUACACUUGUGGAUACUCGGACAACAGCUCACUCACUGCUCUCACUUGAGCACCUCCCUGAACACCACCUGCUCGCCGCAGGAACAUCCGCUCGCCAUAUCACCCUAAUCGACCCUCGGGUGUCAGCAACUACAAUUGCGGCCAUGACUCUGCGAGGCCACACAAACGCAGUUGUCUCGUUGGCUCGUGAUCCUAAGAGUUCCUAUGGUCUCAUUAGUGGAAGUCAUGAUGGUACAUGUCGGAUUUGGGAUAUCCGGGCCACGAAGACAGACAAGGAUGGUGUGGUUGGGGAGAGUGUAUAUUCCAUUUCCCGCAAGAGUCUGGAAGAACAAGGUAAAUCUGAGGCCAAGCGUGUCGGUGGAGAGGGCGUCAAAGUUUUUGGUGUGGCCUGGGAUGGAACAGUAGGCAUUGUCAGUGCCGGUGAGGACAAGAGGAUCCAGAUCAAUCGGGGCGAAGGCGUCUUAUCUUCUGCGUAG